GCUGUGGCCGUCUGGGUGUCGAGCGGGCGCGCUCACGCGGGGCCUGAGGGAGCCAAGACCCGGGAGGGUGUGGAAAAGGACUGCUGGCUCCGCCCUCAGUCCCUACCCUUUGUAGGCCGGCGUUUUCCCCUCUGAGAAACGCCUCUCCGCCCCGGCCUUCACCUGGAGUUUCUUCAGGCUCCAGGUUUCCCUGCCAACCACGAGGAGUCCAGGGAGGAAAAGCGGAGCGUAGGCGCCUAUAACCCACGCCUCCCACGCCUUUUCCAGCCCGAGAUCGCCCAGGCAGGGAUGGGCGACAAGAUCUGGCUACCCUUCCCGGUGGUCCUCUUGGCCUCUCUGUUGCUUCCUGGGGCGGCCGGCUUCACGCCCUCCUUAGACAGCGACUUCACAUUCACUCUUCCGGCUGGCCAGAAGGAGUGUUUCUACCAGCCCAUGCCCCUGAAGGCCUCGCUGGAGAUCGAGUACCAAGUUUUAGAUGGAGCAGGAUUAGAUGUUGAUUUCCAUCUUGCCUCUCCAAAAGGAAGAACCUUGGUUUUUGAACAAAGAAAAUCAGAUGGAGUUCACACGAUAGAGACUGAAGGCGGUGACUACAUGUUCUGCUUUGAUAAUACAUUCAGCACCAUUUCUGAGAAGGUGAUUUUCUUUGAAUUAAUCCUGGAUAAUAUGGGAGAACAGGAGCAAGAACAAGAGGACUGGAAGAAAUAUAUUACUGGCACAGAUAUGUUGGAUAUGAAACUGGAAGACAUUCUGGAGUCCAUCAACAGUAUCAAGUCCAGACUAAGCAAAAGUGGUCAUAUCCAAACUCUGCUUAGAGCAUUUGAAGCUCGUGAUCGAAAUAUACAAGAAAGCAACUUUGAUAGAGUAAAUUUCUGGUCUAUGGUUAAUUUAGUGGUAAUGGUGAUAGUGUCAGCCAUUCAAGUAUAUAUGCUGAAGAGUCUAUUUGAAGAUAAGAGGAAAAGUAGAACUUAAAACUCCAAAGUAGAGUACUUAACAUUCAAAAAAAGGGACAGAAAAAUGCAAUAAACUUACAGUCAAGACCAUUAAUAGUGUUUGCAAAACGUUUUCAGGCAUUACCAUAAGUGUGAAAUAAAUAUUAAUUUUAAUGUGAAAGGAAAGUCUUCACUUUCAUCUGUGCAAGUAAUCUUAUUGUUCCAGUUGUACUGAAGUGUAUAACAAGUAUUUUGCAGGUAUAAAUGAAUGAAGCCAUAUUAAUAACAGCAGUUUCCUACGUUUGAAAAAAUUUUGCAGAUGUCAUAGGUGAUUUAAAUAAAUGAACUUUGGGCCUAAAUGUAAUACUGAACUAUGUUUUUAAAAGAUUGUUACCCAAAAGUUUCUUUGUAAAUGUGGCAACUACAAAUUAACUGUAGAAAUUUUUCAAUAUAUUAAGUUAUAAAUCAUCUGAGAAUUACCUAAUCAUGGAUAUCUUUAGAAGACAGACUCAACUUUUCUCUUUUUACAUAUGUAUCUCCUAAAUGUAAAUAGAAGCAUAGCUGUGAAAACAGAUAUGUGGGAUUUUUAUAACCAAAUAUAUUUCAUUUUAAAAUAUUAGCAAAUAGUUUUAUAUACCUAGCUUACAUUCCCAAAAGCUGACAUUUUGAAUAAUUCUUAAAAAUGCUAAGUCAUACUUAUUAAAAUUAGGACAGAUUUUCUCUUUGAAGAAUAAAGAUUGCUCCCAGUCUCUAUAAGAAUAC
Messenger RNA from Kogia breviceps (pygmy sperm whale), 1691 nucleotides. RefSeq names its product transmembrane p24 trafficking protein 5 (gene TMED5). NCBI's taxonomy places the organism in Eukaryota, Metazoa, Chordata, Mammalia, Artiodactyla, Physeteridae. Gene Ontology annotation, biological process: endoplasmic reticulum to Golgi vesicle-mediated transport; Golgi ribbon formation; intracellular protein transport. The record is from RefSeq and is a predicted model, not a curated record. Gene Ontology annotation, cellular component: COPII-coated ER to Golgi transport vesicle; Golgi apparatus; endoplasmic reticulum-Golgi intermediate compartment.